Molecule: messenger RNA, 4303 nt
Organism: Myxocyprinus asiaticus (Chinese sucker)
Lineage: Eukaryota; Metazoa; Chordata; Actinopteri; Cypriniformes; Catostomidae
Product: mitogen-activated protein kinase 8
Exons: 13
Coding region: 243-1397 (384 amino acids)
Biological process (GO): protein phosphorylation; JNK cascade
Cellular component (GO): nucleus; cytoplasm
Molecular function (GO): ATP binding; JUN kinase activity
Source: RefSeq, a predicted model, not a curated record
CAGUGGACGGAAGCGCAGUGUGAUCGCAGAGCAGAUUGUGUCUUCAAGUGGAAAACAAGAAGACUUCUACGUACCGUUGUGCUUUGUGAGACGCAAUCUCUCCCUUAUUAAAUCUGCCCUUGAAUUGUCUUCAUAUCUUUUAAGAGGCUACAGUGGAGGUGUGAGGAAUCUGAUCAGAGAAACUGAGAUUUUUGAAGGUGAAGUUCUUGAAUGCCCAAGACAAAGACAACACCGUUUUCACCAUGAACAGGAAUAAACGUGAGAAAGAAUAUUACAGCAUAGAUGUAGGAGAUUCAACUUUCACUGUUUUGAAACGGUAUCAGAAUUUAAGACCCAUUGGAUCUGGAGCACAAGGCAUCGUUUGCUCCGCUUAUGACCACGUCCUUGAACGAAAUGUUGCAAUUAAAAAACUCAGCCGACCCUUUCAGAACCAAACCCAUGCCAAACGGGCUUACAGAGAACUGGUUCUUAUGAAAUGUGUCAACCACAAAAAUAUAAUUGGCUUACUAAAUGUGUUCACACCACAGAAGACACUUGAAGAAUUCCAGGAUGUUUAUCUUGUGAUGGAGUUGAUGGAUGCUAACCUGUGCCAGGUGAUUCAAAUGGAGCUGGACCAUGAGAGACUCUCCUACCUGCUUUAUCAGAUGCUCUGCGGCAUCAAACACCUACAUGCUGCCGGAAUCAUACACAGGGAUCUGAAGCCCAGCAACAUAGUAGUAAAAUCUGACUGUACGCUGAAGAUUCUUGACUUCGGUCUGGCCCGGACGGCUGCUACCGGCCUCCUCAUGACCCCUUACGUAGUGACACGCUACUAUCGUGCACCUGAGGUCAUACUCGGCAUGGGUUACCAAGCCAACGUUGAUGUCUGGUCUAUUGGCUGCAUCAUGGCUGAAAUGGUCAGAGGUAGUGUGUUGUUUCCUGGCACAGACCAUAUUGACCAGUGGAAUAAGGUAAUCGAGCAGCUGGGCACACCAUCUCAGGAGUUUAUGAUGAAACUGAACCAGUCUGUGAGGACUUACGUGGAAAACAGGCCCCGCUAUGCUGGCUACAGCUUUGAGAAGCUCUUCCCAGACGUGCUGUUCCCUGCAGACUCUGAACACAACAAACUAAAAGCGAGCCAGGCGCGAGACUUGUUAUCCAAAAUGCUGGUAAUAGAUGCAUCGAAACGAAUCUCAGUGGAUGAGGCCCUCCAGCACCCCUACAUCAACGUGUGGUACGAUCCAUCAGAAGUUGAAGCGCCUCCACCGGCUAUAACGGAUAAACAGCUUGAUGAGAGAGAACACACAGUUGAAGAGUGGAAAGAGCUCAUAUAUAAAGAAGUGCUGGACUUGGAGGAGCGGACGAAAAACGGGGUGAUCCGAGGACAGCCGGCCUCACUAGCACAGGUUCAGCAGUGAGCAUUGACUCUCAGGAGCCCUCGACGUCGACCUCCUCCAUAAAUGAGGUCUUGUCCAUGUCCACCGACCCCACCCUGGCCUCGGAUACAGACAGCAGUCAGGAGACCUCCACAGGACCACUGGGCUGCUGCAGAUGACUAUCCUCGUUCCUCCAGUCCCUGCCUGUCUUCACUGGCACAGCGUUCACGCCAGUUUGGAAACAUGUCCUCCUUUCUUUUUCAAACUGACAAAUUCUUUUGAAUUGACAAAAAUACGAGGGGAGGUAAGAGUUUUUGAGGGCACCUUAAAAGCUUUUACACCAAACCAGCAUUACCCUGAUUACUUUAAUUUUAUUCUUAAUUUGACAUCAGAUUGAAGCUACGUCAUUUUGUCAUUUGAAUUUGGAAUGGUUUGAGUUUAUUUGUAAAGAUAAAGGGUAAUUAUGUUUUUCAAGAUUCAGGUUUUAUUUUUUGGGUUUGCAGAGAGCCUAUGUUAAUCCUUAAUUAGUGGAGGUUCAGUAAAUGGAACAUCCAUUUCCUGGCUAAAUGUCAGCAAUGAGUAUUUCCACAUUGUUACUACUUUUUCGGAGUCAGUGGUGUAUAAAAUUAAUCAGAUCGCAGUUUGUUCAGCUGCAGUUUUAGCGACACUUUGUUUUGGUCUAAGAAGCAAAGAUUGUUUUAAUAUGAACUUUACAUAAAAACAAUUAGUUCACUUUUAAAAAACAAUAGUUUAUUUGGUUGUCUUAAAAGAAAAAAAUGUGCUUUUAGGGUCUACUCUUUUCUUUUUUUUAUUUCUAAUUUAAGUACACAAGAUGUACUUCACAUAGUAUUCUCUAUGUAAAAAAACACAUUUUUUUCUAUUAUGUAAUGUAGUCUGUACAUAUUUCAACCUAUAACAAAGAAAACAGAAACUCAGAGCUUUCUUUUAUGCUUUCAUUCAGCGUAUAGCCCAGUACAGGAAUAAAACACAAUUUAUCUUCUUAUAAAGCUCUUGUUUUGAACCAUUCAGUAUAUGAUAUGAAACUGAAAAUGGGUAUUUGACUUGUAGCAACAUGUGAAGCAACAGGGUCCAUGCGUAUAAAUUUACAGUACUCGUGUUUGAUUUGCAACCAGUAGCCCUGUAUCUGUUAGCUCAUGUUAUGAGAAACAAAAACCGCUCCCAAUGGUGAUUUGAUUAAUGUGAUUUAGUAUACAGUGAUCAUGGUAAAUGGAUGGAGACAUAGUCUGUGGGUUCACAAUGGAUCCCCAAGGAACCACUUCUUUUUAAUAGACUAGUGUUUUAUGAACAUGGCUGUCUAGAUUUCAUAAAGUUGGCCCCUUCAAUUUCCACUCUAAUGUUUGGGGGGGAAAUCACAUAUUUCAAAUGUUAUGCAUUUGGCAAAUGUAAUGUUUGGAAUGUAAUUAUGUUUACAAUAAUUAAUGUAGUGCAAACGCUUCUACUACUGUACACUGUAUGUAAAGAAUACAAAAAAACCCUUCUGACCUAACAUUUAUGCUAAAUUUAGAAAUGGUUUAAUACCUAGAAAUGUUUAUUUUGCUUGUAAAAUGGAUAAAGUGCCUGAGUCCAGCAUUCAUUCCUGAAUUCGAAAGAUGAAGAAAUUUGGGUGAGGUUUUCCAAAGUAAUACAGUUCAUAUCAUGUGGAGUGUCUAUUUUUCUAUUGUAGUGGUAUGUUGUAGAUUGAAAGGUUAAGGCAUGUUGAGAAGAUGAUAUAACUUAAUCAUGACACAUGUGAUCUGUUCAUUUGUAAAGGGAAGUUUCUUCAAGCAAGGUCUUUCAUCAAAGUAAUAGAAAAUUGGAAAUUGGCUAUUUUCGGUAUGUGUAUAUGGUUUGCAGCUUUAUUUUGUUGACGGAAAUAUGCAAGAUGUUGCGACAAAUGCUGUCGGGGGACUACAUUUCCCAUGAGGCAAUGCUAUAGAAUGUAAAUGCAUAUGUGUGGUGAUAGUUGGGGGAUGUAGGAAAAGUGAAGGUUAAUGUUUGCAUAAUGAUUGGCCUACAUAUUCUGUAUUUUAUUUGAGUUGCAUCACAGACAUUGAUUUUUUAACUUGACAAGUUUUUAUUCUUUAAAUUUUAAGUGCUCUUAUUUUUCUUUGCUUUCUUUAGGGAAGUUAACGAAUUUUAAGUUUAGGUUUUUUGUUGCAUUUGCUUUUAUCUCAUCUCUCAAAAAUGUUAUAAUUAAGAUCAAAGUAGGCUUUGAUGAACUACCUCACUCUAAAUUUCUACCAAUUUGUUUUCUUUUGCAAUGUAGCUGCCCAUACGAUAGAUGUUAAUACAGAUUUCAUUAUUUAUUUAUUUUGAAAGUGAACUAUUGUCAAUAGUAGGCAACAAAUAAUUUUGUACAUUAUGUAUACUUCACCAAGAAGUAAAAGAACUGAAAUGUAAAUUGAUCUUUUUGUUCAUUUAAUUUUCUUUGUAUUAAUUUUUUACAGUUCAUGUGCAAUACCCACUGCUGUCAAGCUAAUUGUAAUCGAUAGAUCUAGACAUGUUAGUUUUAUGCACCUAGAGGUAGAGGUAUGUUUGGUACUGUCAGUUAAAAUCCAUGUUUUUUGUCUUUUUAAAUCUGGAUUUAAAAAAAAAAAAAUUAUGAUAGUCAUGAUGUUACAAACCUGACUUACCAAAAACUAAAAAUCAAUGGCUGACAAAGGUCUUAGGAAGGUGUUGAUAAAUGGCCAUUGGAUUUUGAUCAACCUGGUAAGGCCUAUUCAAAAGCAUCUGUAAAAUAUAUUGAAUUGUCAACUUGUUCAUAUUUGGUGCAGGUAUGUAAUAUUUGCUAGCAAUGCCAGCCCUACAGUUAGUUGUAAAUUUCUAGCUCUGUGUGCACUGAACAGCAUACAGAUAAUGAGAAGUGCACUACUACACUGAAUGCAUUGGGAUCUUAUGAUACCAACGUGUAUAUGUACUGCAAAUAAACACUUCAGUUUGAAUCAGAA